Molecule: messenger RNA, 4878 nt
Organism: Magallana angulata
Lineage: Eukaryota; Metazoa; Mollusca; Bivalvia; Ostreida; Ostreidae
Product: dentin sialophosphoprotein-like
Exons: 3
Coding region: 874-4713 (1279 amino acids)
Source: RefSeq, a predicted model, not a curated record
ACAACAUUUGACACCUAUUCAUAGCCAUAAGAAAGAAGGUCUGCCAUUGCAGACUAUAUUGGAUUUUUCUAUAACCUUCUUAGUUUUGGGUCAACAAUUCAUACAGAUUUGAUAAGAAACAUUUAAAAGGUCAUUUUUUCCGUUUCAACCCCAUUUUGUUCUUUUAAGGCCACUGUGUAAUGGAUCAAAGAUGACAUUUAUUGAUUUAUGGACAUAUUUUAGAUUGUGUGGUAUGAUGUCUUGAAUCAAUCCUUGUCUUCGAAACAAGGAAAAAAUGCACUUAAUGGGGACAAAAUCAAAAGUUCGGAGGAAUCCGAGAUAGGCGAUUGAGAAAUUUAUGUAUAUAUACAAACUUUUAUGAUACCUCCCAGCCAUGUUAGAUCUUAACACCUGCCCUUAUGUGUAUUCAUGAAGUAAAACUUCUCUCUCCUUCUUAAACAUACCUUGUAGGGAAUCUCUGCCCAUUACACAACAUAAUGACAGGGUACUUUCAUAGGGCAAGAAAGAGAGCAAGGUGUUAAAUUCUGGGUCGAUCAUUAUAUGGAUAGACGGAAUGUUAAUUACAAUGAAAAUGCUGAAUGGAAUUCUCGAGCUAUAGCUCUUGUCUUCAUAAGACAUUAGCUGUUGGUGAGGUGUUUUUCUAAACAAAAUAAAGGUGUCCUUCAUGUUUUUUUUUGUCCUUCAUGUAAAAGCAUGUGGUGACUCUAAAUCUUGUGAUGGCCCUAGAUGUUGAAUGUUGUGGCUAGUUGUACAUCAGUUUUUUAUGUGUGACAGACUAGCUGGUCUAGAUAUGGAGUAUAUCAUAUAUAAGACAUGGCAAAGCCAUUUAUAUGCCAUUAUCUUCAAAGGAGUAGUAAAACUAUAUGGUAGAUUAUGCAAAUAGUGAGCAAGAUGGAGUCAAACAGUGAGAGCAACAUUGAGGAAAAAUCCUCAGACAAAGAAAAGGUAGCAAGCAACGACGUGGAUUUUAAUGAGAAUUUGUCUAAACAGUGUAACGGAAAUACCAUGACAGAUGUCAAUAAAAACAUUGCAAAGAGUGAAAGCCUAGAACUCAGUGACAACGCAACAACAAUGUUGAAACAAAAUAAAAGUGAAGGUGAUCUGAGCGAGACCAGUGAAAACUGUGAGCUUCAUAUUUCCGAGGGUUCCGACGUUGAAUGUGAAAAGACUGAAGAUGACAAAGACUCGGUAAAACCGAAUGGAGAAGACAAAGUGAAAACUGAUUCUAAUGUCUCUGAUCAAAAUGAUAUCAAAGAAACAGAGAAUGUUGAUUUAGAUAUGGCAGGCAACAAUAGCCAGGAAACUGGCAAGGAAAACAAAGUUCAUCAGGCAUUGGACGCAUCUGAUAUCGGUGUCGAGGAAGGAACUGAAGAUACCAAAGACAAACAAAGUGAAAGUGCUAACAAACCUAUCGACAUGGAGGUCCCUGUUGAUGGAAGUGGUGAAAGUCCAGCAGACGACAAAAUGCAUCUUCAGGAGGAAAAUGCAGAAAUGAACUCAAGUGAAAACGAGUUAUUAGAGCCGUGCAAGGAAAAAAUAAGUGAGACGUGCUCAGCUGAGUCAUCACCUGAUGAGUCUGGUGAAAACUCAAAGGAGUCCGUGAAAGGUGAAGAUACAAACAGUGUUUGUCAUCAGAACAGUGAGAGCAAUGAUGAAGUUGCUUCAAAGCAUGUUGAAGAAGAAUCUGAUGAUAAAGGACAAGAUAAAAAAGAAAAUGAUACUGAUAAAAAGCAUAAGGGAGAAAAAUUAGAGAGUGAUCAUGGUAAUAGUGACUCAUCCAAUGAGAAUGGUAGUGAAAGCAUUCCAGACUCAACAGAGAGUGAAAAGGACUUAAAGGUUGAAUGUGAUGCACUGGACAAUGAGGAUUCUAAACUUGAAAACAUUUCUGAAUCAGAAAAUAAAGAUGACAAGUCCAGGGAACAUUCUAAAGAUAUCACUGAAAGUGGUUCUAGUGUAGAUCCAGAGUCCAGUUUAAUUCAGUCAUCAGACAAUGUGGAUGAAAAUGUCAUUGAAUCACAAAGUAAAAAUGACCAGUCAGGGGAACAUUCUAAUGAAAUCAAUGAAAGUGGUUCAAGUGUGGAUCCAGAGUCCAGAUCUGAAAUGACCCAGCCAUCAGAUGUGGAUGUGGAUGAUUCUGAAGGUAAAAAUGACCAGUCUGAUGAACACUCUAAUGACAAAAGUGAAAGUGGUUCUUGUGUAGAUCCAGAGUCCAGAUCUGAAUUGACCCAGCCAUCAGAUGUGGAUGUGGAUGAUUCUGAAGGUAAAAAUGACCAGUCUGAUGAACACACUAAUGACAAAAGUGAAAGUGGUUCUUGUGUAGAUCCAGAGUCCAGAUCUGAAACAACACAGUCAUCAGACAAUGUGGAUGAUUCAGAAGGAAAAAAUGACCAGUCUGAUGAACACUCUAAUGACAAAAGUGAAAGUGGUUCUAGUGUAGAUCCAGAGUCCAGAUCUGAAACAACACAGUCAUCAGACAAUGUGGAUGAUUCAGAAGGUAAAAAUGACCAGUCUGAUGAACACUCUAAUGACAAAAGUGAAAGUGGUUCUAGUGUAGAUCCAGAGUCCAGAUCUGAAACAACACAGUUAUCAGACAAUGUGGGUGUUGAGCCUAAUGAUAUCUCUGACAGUAUUUUGAAAGAGAAUGCCUCUAAAGACUCUGAAAACAGCCUUGAAUACACAAAUGGUGACAGUGAGAGUGCACAAAGGGAAAGCGAAUCAAUAAUUGAAGCAAAAAAGGAUAUUGGUACUGAAGUAGACACAAAUCUGUCUGAGAGUUCUACCAGUGUCAAGCAAAAGAUAAAUGAUGACAUUUCCAAAGAAAAUCAAACACUGGAUAGUGAUCAGCAAGUCCUAGAAAUGCAAAGUGCAGAUAACCAAGAAACAGAGGUCUCCAAUGUUGACAGAUCCCAAAAUGAUGGUGUCAUUUCUGAAACAAACCAAGCAGAUGCACGAGAGAAUGAUAUUUCAGAAGAGAGUGCAAGUACAGAAAUUAAUGCUACACAAUCUGAAACUGUCACAGAAGUUUUGAGUGAAAAUGAUGAUAAUGGUUAUGAUGAAACAUCCAAAGUAGAGAGAAAAGUAAUAGACAAUGAUCAGUCAGUUCAAACUGAUGAAAGAGAACUGGAGACUUCAUCAACACAAACAGUGAUGAAAGAAUCAAAAGACCAAAGCAGUGAAACACCUGCCAAAGAAGUUGGCUCAAUGGAAACUCAGACUAUUGACCAAAAGGUCCAGUGUGAGCACAAAGAGACUGAAACCGAUGUUACAGAACAUGUUCAGAAGACUGAAGUGUGUGAUAAGGAAACCUCUAUAUCUCAACCUGAGAGUGCAGAGCAAUCAGUCCAAACAGAAGCAGAAAACCUGAACAGUGUUCAGGAAGAAGAAGUGCUAGAGGAUGAGGAGGAGGAGGAGAAAGAAGAAGAUGCAGAAGCAUCAAAACAACCUACCCAGACACCUUCCACAGAGCAAGCAACUCAAACAGAUCUACAAGAAUCCGUUUCUAUGAUGAUCCAAACAGACAACCAAAAACCCACAGAGAAAGAACAGGCGCUGGAAGACGAAACAGACAUGCUGAAGGAUGAGCUGAGUGAAGCCAAGAAAAUGAUCCGCGACCUGCAAGCUGAGCUGGCCAAGAGCAAGGCCAGCAGUAACUACAUGGUGACCACGCUCAAGUGUCAGUUGAAGAAGAGCCACGAAUCGCAGCAGGCCCAGCGGUGCCAGUCGGACCGACAGAUGGGCGAGGUGCUGGCUCAUCUUCUCUACCUGGAAGGACAGUUAAAGAAGGACAAAACUCAUAUCAAAUUUCUAUUAAGACAGAAGGACGACAUCAUUCAAAAACAGAAGUGUGACAUUGAGGAGUUAAAGAAUACGAACCAAAGGUUGAUCGAAGCGGUCAGGGAACACUAUGCAAGAAAAGGGAAGAACGGACUGUCGAAGGAACACAGUGAAAGCUUACAGAACGCUGAGGCAGAGGUGCCGUGUAGUCCAAAAGUGAAAGUGAAAAACAGGGGUGCGUUCGGUUCGGUGAAGGACAUUAUAUGGAAACAUCGAAGCAGCUUAGAUCUAUCAGAAGCAGGUAUGGAAAUUCAGGGGAAUCUUAAGAAAGAUCGACAGUAUAGCAGUCAGGAGAAUCUAUUUUCAUUGGGCAGGAGAAGCAAAGAAGCAAGAGAAAGCAGAGACAAAAAGUGUAAAAGCAUCGCUGGCUACCCCGAUCAUUCUUUGGAAUAUCUUAUUCCGGAGGAAGCGGAACUGCGUGAUAUUUCUUUGCAUGGAAGUGCUUCGUCCCUGAAAAAGGGUCAAAAGAGUGGACGGAACGUCAGUUGGGGAAGUGAUAAAAGUGAUGUGAAUAAUUCUUACGACAGUAAUGGCCAUCUCAUGGUAUCCCCGAUGAUGUCAGCGGGAUCCAUGCCAAUGCUAAAUAAAAAUUCAAACUUGGAUCUAGUGACAAAAGAUCGGCCUCAUUCCAUCUCCAGCAUCGAAAGUUUGUCUCGCGAGAACUGUUCCUCUCUUCCUGGGACCCCGAAAAUGGAAGAAAAAGUACCGCAUCCAGUGCCACAAGAAUCUUCAAAUCCAUUCAAAAACCUCAAGACUAUCCUGAAGCGGAAAGGAAGUAAAAUGAAAAACAAGAAACGCACGGUUUCACUCUCGAACAGUGCCAAUCCGGAAUACGAGGAAGCUAUGAAGAAACAUUUUGAAAAGUAUGAGAUGUCAUAACUCUGGUUCAUUUGGUAUAAGGGUACCUGUUCAGCAUCAUUGUGCAUUAUUCUUCUAUUUACAUUACUUUCUAUAAACUCUAGUCUAUCAGAAAAAAAGCAAUGAAUACAUUUAAUUAUAUGUGUAAGAAACUGGAAUCAACAUAAUGAAAGGUUUCAAUUUUUA